GUUUUACGAUCGACUUACCACUCAAUCUUUCCACUAAACACCAGCAGUCGGUGUGGAAAAUUAAUUCCGUAUGACCGUGAUCUAGAGACCACGUAUUCAUAGAUUCUUGUCUUCCCAAAUAUUUUUACAACCUACUGUCAAUCGGACCACUAAUAAAACGAUUUGUUUUCACGGCUUACUUCGAACAAAAGAUAUUAGGCGAAUCCCUACUGGUAUAAAUGUUGGGAACUGGUGCAUCAGAAUUAGCUGUAAUGUUCAUAUAAUCAUUUCCUUGAGUGCGAAAUAAUGCUGUUAAAUGCAGAAUGAUAAUUCAGAAUUUUCUUUCCUUGAAUAUGAUCUAGAUGCUUUUCUGGCUACUUAAAUCCCUUUAUUUCAGGAACUUUACAUUCAUGAUAGUUAGUACAACUAGUUUACAAGUACUGUUUCAUGUACUCAACUUUAAAUCAUAAUUGUGGUUAGAAAUUGUGUUAUUUAGAUGACCAAACUGGAGUAAAUGGGACGAACCUUAAGCUUACAGCUCUAUAGUCAAAAGCCAACAGUUUUAAGCAUUAACCACAACUACGCUUCAGGACUAGUUUUUUUUGUAUACUUAGUUCAAUAGUAAGGAGGGUGAACUUUAUAAACGCCUUAACAGUUUCGCUUAAGAAUGAGUCACUUUAGCACUAGUGAUUUAAUGGAUUACGAAACCCCAAUAAAGGGGUAUAAGAAGCUCAUGUGAAAGUUCUCUAUCCAUAACGUAGAUGGAAUAUUCCAAUACUUGAGAAGAGCUGGACACAUGGCUCAACAUUAACUGUGCCGAUAUAAAGUUUUAGGUUAAAAUCCACUAUAAUUAUUGCAGUCACAAGGUACAUACUAGAUAGUAAUCUAAUGAAUUUUUUUAUUUCAGUGCUUUGAAUUAUCUCUCAAUAAUCUAAGUUAAAUAAUAGAGAAAUGGAACUUGAUUCCUUGUGCCAACAUUGGGAUUCAACUUUGGAUAUUGACGAAGAAAAUUUUGAAACCGUCGCUGAAUCAGAAAAACACCCACGCCUUUCAUUAUAUAAAAACAAAGGUCGAGCUGCCGAUCAGGAAAAACGUUGGCGUCAGAAACUCAGCAUACUUAAAUCCAAAAAGGAACGAUCAGAUCAUUUCGAUCAUAAUCGCCUCUCUGUCAAUAAAGAAGAACUCUCAAAACACCCAUGGGCAUCAACUCAAAUAAAGUCGGAAAUAAAAAGUUGGCGUCGUCACUCGAAACUUUUAAUGCUAGCAGAGUGGUUUCUAUUUAUGCCUCCAAAUUUUUAUGAGGAAUAUCGGAUGAAACUUUGUCCUAAAGGGCGCCAUGUAUUUAUCAGGGCUUCAAAAGGAAAGACUAUAGCAUGCACUAGAACUGGACGUCAACUGAUAUCCUCUGUUUCACGGCUUCCAGGAGGUGGUUUAGGCCAAAGUGAUAAUCAGAACAAUUCAUAUACAACUUUAUUAGAUUGCAUAUUAUACUGUCCAGAAAAGAACAUUGAUUUCAGUAAUUUCCAAAUGGCAAAUGGAACAAAGCAAAUGACUUUUGUCUUCUACGUAGUUGACAUCAUUUUUAUGAGAUCUACAUGUUAUGUCGAUCUACCUUUUUAUGAACGAUCCCAAUGGUUAGAAAAUUAUCUCAAGCAACAAAUAGAAGAGUAUGAUGAAAGUGAUCCCGUUGCUUUCCAUAUUCUGCCGUCAUAUCAAUGUGAUGUAGGAUCAAUGCAAGAUGCAUUCUCGUCAAUCCCACCAUACAAGAUUGAUGGUGUUCUAUUUUACCACAAAGAUGUUAAUUACGAGCCUGGAGCAACUCCUCUUGUUAGCUGGUUGAAACCAUACAUGUUACCGGAGUGGUUCCCCAAUAUCAAUUAUCAUUCGGAUUUCAUGAAAGAUAUUCCUGACGAUUAUACUGAUUAUAUUAAUGAAAUACAACAAUAUGAAGCUAAAAUGUCUCCGAAACCAUUACCUUCCGUCAUCUAACAAACAUAGUAACUAUGAGUACUCAUCUUACUAUCACUGAUCGGAUUUUUUGCAUAAAAAUCAUUGUAAUACCUUCUUUGGAAUGUUGGUUCAUGGUUUUCUUCACUUACAUGAAAACAAUUAUCAUAUAUUGAAACCUUUCAUACUUACAUAUCCAAGUGUACUUUUUCUCUAGAUUAUCUGUACAGUAAAUUUCUUUAUACAUUAAUCAAAUAGUUUGUAUUAACAAAUAUCAUGGGUUUCUUCAGCAAGACCAACCGUUAAUAAGGUUUUGUAAUGCAUGCAUAGUUACACAUAUUUGUGUAGAAAAACUCAAAUGUAACUGUAUUCAUAAAUGCACAAGCUUCAUUUGUUACUUUGUCUCAGAAAUCUUAUUUCGAUAGAUUUAGUGCCAAUGAUCACCUACUUUCACUUUUCCAAGCGUGACAUUAGCUCGUACACAUAAAAAGGAUAUUGUAUCAAAAUGCCGUAAAAUCUUACUAAGUAAAUUGUAGUAGUACUUUUGUCCAACCAUGUAAAUGGAACAUAGUUGUCAUCUCAGGUUGGAAGUUGCGGACUGAGAACACACGGAAUUCUGGCGGUCAGUGUAUUAAAAACCCUUGUUCGCAGCCUUUUAACGAAAGCCAGUUGCUUCAAGAAAGCUAUUGAUAUCACUAAGAGUCCAAUGUAUCGAGGUCACUAUUUAUUUAUUUGAACACAUAA
Molecule: messenger RNA, 2670 nt
Organism: Schistosoma rodhaini
Lineage: Eukaryota; Metazoa; Platyhelminthes; Trematoda; Strigeidida; Schistosomatidae
Source: the annotation of a GenBank genome assembly